This is a messenger RNA of Xenia sp. Carnegie-2017, 1024 nucleotides long. Its product is annotated as pre-rRNA-processing protein TSR2 homolog. Lineage: Eukaryota; Metazoa; Cnidaria; Anthozoa; Malacalcyonacea; Xeniidae. The record is from RefSeq and is a predicted model, not a curated record. Gene Ontology annotation, biological process: maturation of SSU-rRNA from tricistronic rRNA transcript (SSU-rRNA, 5.8S rRNA, LSU-rRNA). Gene Ontology annotation, cellular component: nucleus. The transcript has 6 exons. Bases 34 to 564 code for a protein of 176 amino acids.
UUAACCUAAUCAGCUGGGCUGAGUUGGCACAAGAUGGCGAACAGCAAUAAAGACGAAGUUUUUAUGAAGUCCAUUCAGUUUGUAUUGCGGAAUUGGCCCAUAGUUCGGUUGUCUGUAGAUCAGUGCUUAGCUGGGCCACAUAGUAAAGAAAAAGAACUGUGGCUCGAAGAAGUUAUUUUCAAUGUCUUCAUGGAUAACGGGGACCUUGAUCCAGUGGAUAUUGAAGAUUAUCUGUCAGAAAUUCUUAGCAACGAAUUUAAUGUCAUAGUUGAAGAUGGCAGUUUGAUCAAAGUGGCCGAAAAACUUUGUAGUUAUCAUAAUUUGUGUGAGAAAGGAGAAUGUUUAAAGGUAGCAGAAGAAAUUAGUUCCGUGUUACUCCCAGCGAUGAACAUAAGCUCUAAAGAUUACGAAGAACCCGGCCAGCGUAAUGAAAUAUCUGAACAGCUAGAAGAUCUAACUUUGACUUCAAAUGAAAUUGGGAAUUUGGAAGAAACAGAUAACACCUCAGAAAAUGCUGAGACUGAUGAUUGGGUGGUUGUUCAACGCGGAAGAAAAAAGAAAUAAUUCUCAAAUCACGUGAGAGGAUACAAGUCCAUUUUUGUGAUAACGGAUUGGGUGAAAACAGAGGAACAACGCUUUCUACUUACAUCUCAUUGGCUGAAUGGUUGCUGAGCAUUUAAUAUACAUGGCCUAACCCCAAUCGUAACAUCGUAAUCUUCAAUCUGUCAUAUUAAUUGAUGAUUAUAGUUAAGUCUUUUAUUGUAUUUACAAUAGUCUUUCGUCGCACACAAUAACAGUGUUAACAGUAGUCGUCGUAAUGGUUGCUUCAUUCUGCGCAUUUCUAUUUUACUCAAUUGUUUUUAGUUUCCUCCGUAUAUGUUCAGUCCACGUAUGAAAAUCUCUCUCUUUCUAUAAGUUAGAGCUUUGUUAUGCUGAACGGAGCGUUCUCAAAUGAGAUCGGUGGGAAAAUACCUCGUUGUAAAAUAUCAUAAAAUUUUAUUAUCUAUUCUCUCUGCGUUGCCAA